AGCAAAUCACACAUUUGAUCAACUAGCGCCAUCUAUUGCAAUUAAGAAACAAUGAUGUGAUUACUGAUAAAAUUCCAAAAGUUAGCAGCCCCUAUAUUUUUCAUCGCUUUAUUCGGGGAAAAUUAAAUAAUUUAAUUUAAAAGUAAUACAAGUGUUUAAGAAGUUCUAAUUACGUAAAUUAAAGUACAUAAAAAUGGUGUGGGGAUUUCAAACGUGUGGACCUAAUGAAGCAUUAGUAGUUUCAGGAUGUUGUCAUAUGAAGCCACUUCUUGUUCCUGGUGGUCGUGCAUUUGUUUGGCCAGCUGUUCAACGGGUUCAGCGAAUUUCUCUGAACACGAUGACAUUGCAAGUAGAAUCUCCGACUGUAUACACGUCACAGGGCGUACCCAUAAGUGUUACAGGAAUAGCACAAGUUAAGAUUCAAGGUCAAAAUGAAGAUAUGCUCUUGACUGCAUGCGAGCAGUUUUUGGGAAAAUCAGAAUCUGAAAUCCAACACAUUGCAUUGGUGACACUAGAAGGUCAUCAACGUGCCAUAAUGGGUUCUAUGACUGUCGAGGAGAUCUACAAAGACCGCAAAAAGUUCUCAAAACAGGUUUUCGAAGUUGCCUCAUCAGAUCUUGUUAACAUGGGAAUCACUGUCGUCUCAUACACAUUAAAGGAUAUCCGCGACGAAGAGGGUGCAAAGGGAUACUUAAAAUCACUUGGUAUGGCUCGAACAGCAGAAGUAAAAAGAGAUGCACGUAUCGGAGAGGCUGAAGCACGAUGUGAUGCUACAAUUAAGGAAGCUAUAGCUGAGGAACAAAGAAUGGCUGCAAGAUUCCUCAAUGAUACAGAUAUUGCUAAAGCACAACGUGACUUUGAGUUGAAGAAAGCAGCAUACGACGUUGAAGUUCAAACGAAGAAAGCAGAAGCUGAGAUGGCCUACGAAUUACAAGCUGCCAAAACAAAACAGAGAAUUAAGGAGGAACAAAUGCAAGUUAAAGUUAUUGAACGUACACAGGAAAUCCAAGUCGCACAACAAGAAAUGUUGCGACGUGAACGAGAAUUAGAAGCAACUGUUCGACGACCAGCAGAAGCUGAAAAAUUCAGACUUGAAAAAUUAGCUGAAGCAAAUAAGAAUCGUGUAAUCUUAGAAGCCGAAGCAGAAGCUGAAUCUAUCAAAAUUCGCGGAGAAGCUGAAUCAUUUGCAAUUCAUGCCAAAGCUAAAGCUGAAGCCGAACAAAUGGCAAAGAAAGCCGAAGCCUACAAAGAAUAUCGUGAAGCUGCCAUGAUUGAAAUGUUGCUUGAUACAUUGCCUAAAGUUGCUGCUGAAGUUGCUGCACCAUUAUCGCAGACCAAGAAGAUUACAAUGGUAUCAAGUGGUAAUAGUGAAGUCGGUGCAUCUAAAUUAACAGGCGAAGUUUUGGCCAUUGUCGGAAAGAUUCCAGAACUUGUUAAGCAAAUGACCAACAUCGACAUCUCUAGGUCUGUGCAUGCUGGCUAAAUAAGUGGUAACGAUGAGAAUGAAAUACAUUCUACCAUUCACAUUGUUGAUUGUGUGUAGUAAAUGGUAGACCAAAACAAAAAUUUUCUUUCCGUUUUUUCGAAACAAUUUUGUGUAAAGAUUUGUGUCUUUUAAAAAAGAAUAUUAAAAUAUUGUUAAGGUGAGUCAUCGAUGAGGAAAGGAUAAAAUUAACGAUUGACUUGUGUUUUUCAUUAAGAACUAUUAUAUAAUUAAUAGAUGAUAUUAAAUUGCACUCACUGGUUUUUCAUGAUUUAUUCCAAGAUGGAACCACCACAAUUAAAAUCAAUUUUUAUGUUAUUUAAUUAAAAUUUAUUCAAUACUACAUAAACGUAACAUUCAUAAAUUGCAUUUUAUUUUACAACACUAACAGAUUUAUAGAAGAUUGUGAGCACAUUAAACCGUAAAAAUCCCAUCAAUAAGACUUUAUUAGCAUAAAGUUUAUAAAUUUAAAUAACAACGGAUAUGUUCCCUAUAAUGACUGGUUCAUUACUUAUUCAAAGCAUACAAUAUUUAAGAAUGUCAAAAUAUGAGUAAUGGGCUAUUUAUAAACAUUAAACGAAAGUAAUUCACGCCAUUCAAAAUUCCUGCUAUUUACUCCGUACAUUCUAUCGUAACCCUUGACCAUUUUAAUGGAUAUUCAAUGUAGAAUCGUAGGUAAAGUCAUGGAAACUAUUAAUUUUAGUGUUUGUGUUCAUAAGUGAGCAGUUAAAGUCUAUGGAAUUUUGUUGCAUCUUUAGUUCCCGUUUCAAAAGUGUGGCUUCACAUGAUCAUCAUAUAUUUCAAUUUUUCAACGGAAAUUUUCACUUUUCACUGGAAAUUACAAUGCGAAAGAAGUGUGUCAUUUCAAGGUCGUCUAUGUUUACACUUUUUGCAUUAUUGUCAAGGUCAUGUUUCACAACUUAUGUCCAUUGCUCAGACAAGCUUGAUAAAAAUAAAUGAUUGAUUGUCGUUCGUCCCACACAAAAGGAAAGUUUGAGCUGACAUUAUGAUAAAAUAUGAAUGAUUCCAGGUCAGAAUCGGAAGAUGAUAUUCAAGACCCUUUUGACAAUGUGCUUUUGUCGAGAAUUGAUUUGAUUCAAACAGAUUUGAACGUUCUUAAUUAUAGAAUAAUUGAAGAAAAAAAAACACUUGCGAAAAUGAAGUAACUCACAAUCAUCUAUAAGUCAGUACACAUAAACAGCAGAAAAUAAACAAAUAUCUUUUCCUUGAAUCUCUGUGCUGCCACUAUUUUCACAAAAUAAUAUAAGAUAUUAAUAUACUAGAUUCAAAAAGUUUAUUUCGAGGAAAAAAUGAUCAAAAUAUUUCUUGGUCAAAAGUUUGAUUGAUCUUUUUUGACCAAAGAAGCUUUACGAAUGGUAAAUUAAUUUCAAUUUUACCUCCUCGAAUCAUCUAAAAAGAUAAAUUUUUUACAAUGAAAAGCCCG
Molecule: messenger RNA, 2927 nt
Organism: Chironomus riparius
Lineage: Eukaryota; Metazoa; Arthropoda; Insecta; Diptera; Chironomidae
Source: the annotation of a GenBank genome assembly